CAAGUCUCGUUCUCACGAUUAACAAGUAGUACCGUCUUCGGUACCCGAUGGCGCCACAGGUUUCAGAGUUACUUUUUUCCUUCCCCCAUGUAUCCCCUGCCUUUGUUCUUCAUAACGUUUUUUGUGCUCAAAGGAGCCACAUCUCAGAGUAUAAGAAAUUAGUGUAAGAUGUCAAAAAGGAAAGCGGACAUAGAAGACAUGCAGAAGCAGAUGAGAAGUUUGCGGAAGAAACUGAAAAAGCUGACGAGGGCGGAAAGCGAAGAGGCUACGAAACCACGGGCGGCGACCGCGUCGCGUGCUGCAACCGAGGAGGUUAGGACACCACGCGGUCGAACCGCGCAGGGGACAGAACCCCCUGCAGAGGUUGUCUCGGAUAUGAAAAACAAAGUGUUUGCCGUCACGAGUGAAAAAUUAAGCACCGCGGACGAGACCGAAAAUGAGCCAAGAUCAAACUCCUCUACGUCAGAAGAGGGCUCAGACACCGAGCAGGAAAGUAGGACGGACAUAGAAAACACCGAGGAGAAUGCGGCAGAAACAAUAGUGAAGCUCAGCAACGAAACCCGAGAACGCCUGUGCCUAAAAGCAGAACCAGCUCAAUCGGAUAAUAUUGCCCUACACCCAGCAUUAAUCGCAGAAUGGAAUAUCUGGCUGCGCAAGGGCCUGUAUGAAGGAGACGAAGAGGAAGAUAAGAAGCGCGAGGAAAAGGAGAACGAAUUACGAGACGAAAUUAUGAAAAAAUUCCCAAGAAAGGGGGGCCUACAUGCAGAGGCCCCAAAAUUGAACCAAGAGAUCCUCGCCUAUAUGUCCAGUACGGCCAAAAACAGAGAUAAACAUUUCGUCUCUGCACAGAACGCCUUGGGUUCAGCAAUGAUAGCAGUGGCAAAGUCCAUUUCUCUAAUUCUGGAACUAGAAGAGGACGACAUUUCAAGCAUGCUCACGCACCUGUUAGGUAACGCAGGCAAGCUGUUAGCAGGCCUACACUACCAACACUCGGUUAUGCGAAGAGCCUUUAUACUUCCUGGCAUCGACGAGAAAUAUCGAGAGCUACUCAAAAAGUCAGAAAUAACGGAAGACUUAUUUGGGGAAGACUUAUUCAAAAGGCUAAAGCACACCAAAUCUCUAGAUAAGGUGGUAGAAGACCUCGCUCCGCGCCAGCACAGCAAAAGACCCUUGAAGACUCCUAAUUGGGGAAACAGGAAGAGCCUGCCGAUGAGACCCAGGGGCGUCGCGCAGCAGGCGAGGAAAGGAGCCCCUCAGAAAUCUCUGCGUUACAAGGACCGACAGAGAUACUCCCAAGGAAACAAACAUGCACUUUCAAGACCAACACGACAGAACCACCAUGCUCGCUAGAGGAGAGAAAGGUAGCCGGCCGCCUAAAGUUUUUCUUUCACAAAUGGGAAUCAGUGACGAAAAAUAAAUUCGUACUAAACUGCGUACGAGGCUACAAGAUUCGAUUCUCGGCACAACCUCGGCAGACAACAUUCCCAACGGCCCCCUUAAUGCACGGAUCCCAGACUUUCGAGGAUAUCAGAGGGGCAAUUAACAAUCUGUUACAAUUAGGAGCUAUUAGACGGUGUAGGCCGGAGGAACCUCAGUUUAUAUCCUCUUAUUUCCUAACCCCAAAAUCUGACGGGAGUUACAGAUUCGUAUUGAACUUAAGGAAGCUGAACGAAUUUAUUCGGACAAAGCACUUUAAAAUGGAAGAUGGCCGCACGGCGGAAAAAUUAAUCUCCAAUAACUGUUAUAUGGCAAAAUUAGACCUGGAAAAUGCAUAUUUUCUGAUCCCAGUAAACAAGAACUCCUCAAAAUAUCUUAGAUUUAUAUUUCAAGGUCAGUACUUCGAAUUCGUUUGUUUGCCUUUCGGCCUUAACGUAGCCCCUCUGAUAUUCACGAAGGUCAUGAGGCCGGUUGUAAACCAACUACGGAAAAAAGGGUUAUUGUCUAUUAUUUACCUUGACGACAUCCUACUUGUCGCUUCAUCUAGGCAGUCGUGUACAAAUAAUGUAACAGCGUCAAUCGAACUACUAGAACACUUAGGCUUCAUUAUAAAUUACAAUAAAAGCAGCCUCCAACCGAGUCAGAGAGUCGACUUCCUAGGCAUAACAUACGAUUCAAGGAAAA
Monomorium pharaonis (pharaoh ant) is the source of this 2121-nucleotide messenger RNA. RefSeq lists its product as uncharacterized. NCBI's taxonomy places the organism in Eukaryota, Metazoa, Arthropoda, Insecta, Hymenoptera, Formicidae. The record is from RefSeq and is a predicted model, not a curated record. The coding region runs from base 169 to 1350 and encodes 393 amino acids. The transcript has 2 exons.